AGGAAACAGAUCUCAUUCUGACCUUUAAUAUUUCAAUGCAUCGUUCUUGGUGGAUGGAGAACGGGCCAGGCUGCACCGUGACCUCAGUAACCCCAGCACCAGACUGGGCACCAGAGGAUCAUCGUUAUAUCACUGUCUCGGGGUGUUUUCUUGAAUAUCAGUACAUAGAAGUGGCUCACAGUUCCCUUCAGAUCUUCCUUGCACUGGCAGGCUUCAUCUAUGCCUGUUAUGUUGUGAAAUGUAUUACUGAAGAAGAGGACAGCUUUGAUUUCAUAGGUGGAUUUGACUCUUACGGCUAUCAAGGUCCACAGAAGACAUCUCAUUUACAGCUACAGCCCAUGUAUAUGUCAAAGUAAACAUGGGGACUACUCAAGGUGGGCUAGAGGACCUGUCAAAGACACUGUUUCAGGAUGACCUCCUGGUUCUUCAAAGAGAAAAAAAAUCCAGCUUU
This is a messenger RNA of Acanthisitta chloris (rifleman), 451 nucleotides long. RefSeq names its product sodium/potassium-transporting ATPase subunit beta-1-interacting protein 2. Gene Ontology annotation, biological process: regulation of sodium ion transport. The record is from RefSeq and is a predicted model, not a curated record. The transcript has 4 exons. The coding region runs from base 36 to 356 and encodes 106 amino acids. Lineage: Eukaryota; Metazoa; Chordata; Aves; Passeriformes; Acanthisittidae.